Molecule: messenger RNA, 730 nt
Organism: Trichosurus vulpecula (common brushtail)
Lineage: Eukaryota; Metazoa; Chordata; Mammalia; Diprotodontia; Phalangeridae
Gene: DRC12
Product: coiled-coil domain containing 153
Exons: 7
Coding region: 46-660 (204 amino acids)
Source: RefSeq, a predicted model, not a curated record
CGCACCAGAGAAGAGAUAGGAGGCACAUCUGUUGAGGACACCAAGAUGCCACCAAAAAUCAAAGGAAAGGGAUCAAAAGCCGGGGGACAGAAAAAGAAAAAGAAGAGUCAAGGUGAGUCAGAUGUUGAAGUUGAGAUCAAGCACAGGAGAACAGCCCUGGAACUGGAGAUCCUCCGUGACCAUCUGGCUCUUCGGCGGGAUGAGACUCGUCAGGCCAUAGCCUGCAGAGAACGACUCCGAGAGAGGGUGCAGGAGUUGGAGGCUGAGGUGGAGGGGGCUCGAGGUGAUAGAGAGGCUGUGUAUGCAGAGAUGAGUCGUCAGUACCAAGCCCUGAGGGAAGAGACUGAGACACGGAGCCAUAGGCUGGAAGAGGAAGUAAAGGCCCUUCAGAAAGAGCUAGAGACUUGCCAAAGAGAGGCAAAAACUGCUAAGAGAGAGGCUGAACAAGCAUUAGCAGAGCGAGACAAGACCCUUGCCCAGCUUCAGGCCUAUGUGACAGACAUGGAGGCUAAGUAUGAAGAAAUUCUACAUCGCAGCCUAGAUCGACUCUUGGCCAAACUGACCCUGGCCAAGAUUGAAUGGGAUGCAGCUGCCCUGAGGCUCCAUGACAAGCACAAAGAACAACUUCAGCAAUUUGGGCUCAACCCCCUGGACCUCUGAAGCUGGGGACCCUGGGACUUCAGGGCCUUCUAGACUUCCAACAAUAAAGGUUUUGUUGCUAUAGCCCUAA